GUCACACCCGUUAUAGUUAACGUCACGACAUUAUACUUUUAAAGAGGGAACACAAAUGGACUAGUGGUUGAUGCGGAUGUUUCAGCGGGCGUCCUACUUAAAGAAUGUCUCGCAAGAUACCAGAAACAAUGACCAGGACGGAGGAGCUAUUCCUAAACCGUCCCAAGUUUCAUCAACCGAACUACAAGUAUACCUAUGAAUGCUGCAACAGGUGCAUGCGCGAUAUUCAUGGGACGUCCUACAACUCCACCAGAGAGAUCAUAACACACCAUGGACAAAAUAUGAUGUUCAUAAACCCUUUUGCCAAAAAGUUACAAAUUCCACGCAUCUUGCCCGGAUGCCAGAAGGCUCUAGCCAUGAAAGAAAAAAGCCACAAAAGCUACACUAACCUAAAUCCGUGGAAAACCAGGGAAAGUUCCUGUGGACAGUUAUCACAUCGUCACAGCCUUCCUGGAGAUAUCGAUGAUCUUUCACAGGAGAAUUGGCCAGGACUUGUGACUAAAGUGGGACGAGGCGGCCAUCUCAGCCACUGCGUCGAGUGUCAGGCUAAAAUGAAACUUAAAUUUACAGAAAAGCUGGACACCGCGGAGCUACUGCGGCAGUGUUCUAUACCGUGUAAGAAGAAGAUUCCCCAGUUACCCGAAUGUUGUCUACACAGAGCCGAGUUGGUGGCCACUCACGGCAGAGAAGGUCGUAGUGGAGGAUGCUGGCAUCACGUCAACGAGUGGAUGGACCACGUCGGCAAGGUGGUGGCCGUCAUUGAUGACGCUGACGUGUCCCCACUUGAUAAGAAAGGGGGUAUACUAACGUCUUACAAAGCUCAAGUACCUUAUGGUGAUUAUAAAACGAUUACACACGCUAAUGACAAGGCAAGCAAAGCUCCAGAGAAAGCUGAUCGAUCACUGAUUGGCGUUAUGUAAGCCGGGUAGAGGCAGCAGUAUAGCAGAAUCCAUGACAGACAGGACUCUGCAGCUGUAAUUGGAAUCCAAAGGAAGUUCCAUUUUAACAAAACAAAUAAAUCAAGAUAAACAAUUGUUGUAAUGCAGAACACAUCAGAAACCAGCAACAUAAUUGUUUAGGAAAAUAAAUAAAUAACUAUAUUAAAAA
This is a messenger RNA of Gigantopelta aegis, 1107 nucleotides long. RefSeq lists its product as uncharacterized. The transcript has 17 exons. The coding region runs from base 105 to 920 and encodes 271 amino acids. NCBI's taxonomy places the organism in Eukaryota, Metazoa, Mollusca, Gastropoda, Neomphalida, Peltospiridae. The record is from RefSeq and is a predicted model, not a curated record.